GGAGCGUCAGGAGGCCGUCGAAAAACGGAAAAAGCGCGAACAGGAGCGCAUCCGACGCAUGGAAGAGAAGAAAACGAAUCCAGGAGGAGACGGCGAGGAAGAUCCGGGAGAAGAAGGAGCUUCUGAAGCCUAUAAAAAUAAAGAAGGUGCAGCCGAUCAUUGAGGAGCAGACCGCCCUGGAGACAGAGGAGACUCUGAGUGAGUCACAAACGGAGCCCCUACCGGAGGAGCGGCCCUCGCAACAGCCGCCAGUAGAUGUAGAGGCGGUCCGCGACCGGCCUGAGGAGACGGCUCCGGCACACCGGCCACCCGGGACGACGUCCCCGCCGGCUGAGACCGCAGAGCGAGAGGACAAAACACCCGAAUGGCGCGCAGCCAAACCCCUGCAUGAAGAAACCGAACAACCGAAGGACACAGUCUCUGAGACUUCAACGCCUAUUGAACACCCAGCCACGGAGCAAAAACCAGACACAUCAAUUGUAGAUAAUGCCAUUUCUAAUAUCCCAGGUGCAAAACAUAUUUCCGAGACAACAAAAACCGAAGAGCAGGAAGCUGAUGAUGAGGUGACAAAACUGGUUACUACGACCAAACGUAUUCAGAGGGAGAAACCUGAAGACAUCGAGGAGACUCAAGAGGAAGUGCUUCCUGAGGUGCCCAUCGAAGCUGAACCUACCGUUACUGUCGUUGAGUCGGGAGACUUUGUUGAGGUAACAGAGGUCACAACCACAAAGGAAGUGCAGCCUGGGCCAGACAACAAGGAGGAGAUUAUUGUAAAAACAAAGACAAAGAAAACAAAGAGGCCCAAAGAUAAACCAACCGAAGGUCCAAAGCCAGACACAAAAACAAAGACACCUUUGGAUAUGGAGAUUGAGGACAUUCCUGGUGUCAAGGAGGUCUCUGAAUCAACGGUUACUGAAGUAACUGAAGAAGACGACCAGCCAGUUGAGGUCGUCACAACGACAAAGAAAAUCAAACGAACAAAACCAAAACGGCCGGAGGACGAGAUUGACCAGGUACUGCCUUCGAUUCCGCAUGUUCCCGAGACCACCGUAACUACAGAGGAAGGCGAUGAUCAUGUUACCGUCGUAGAGACUACAACUGUCAAGGAUAUCACCCCGAAACCCGACAACGAAGAAGAAAUAACAGUCGUCACAACCACCAAGAAAACACGCAAACCAGUUGAAGGGGAUACCACACCAAAGAAGAAACCAAAGAAAGACAAACCCAAACGACGAAGGCUUGAGGAAGCUCCAAUCGACAAAGCUAUAGCCGAAUUGCCGGGGGUGACAAAUAUUUCCGAGACAACAAAAACCGAGGUAAAAGAAGCUGAUGAUGAGGUGACAGAACUAGUUACUACAACAAAACGUAUCAAGAGGGAGAAACCUGACGACAUCGAUGAGACUCAAGAGGAAGUGCUUCCUGAGGUGCCCAUCGAAGCUGAACCUACCGUUACUGCCGUUGAGUCGGACGACUUUGUUGAGGUAACAGAAGUGACAACCACAAAGGAAGUGCAGCCUGGGCCAGACAACAAGGAGGAGAUUAUUGUAAAAACAAAGACAAAGAAAACAAAGAGGCCCAAAGAUAGACCCACCGAAGGUCCAAAGCAAGACACAAAAACAAAGACACCUUUGGAUAUGGAGAUUGAGGACAUUCCUGGUGUCAAGGAGGUUUCUGAGUCAACAGUUACUGAAGUAACUAAAGAAGACGACCUGCCAGUUGAGGUCGUCACAACGACAAAGAAAAUCAAACGAACAAGACCAAAACGGCCGGAGGACAAGAUUGACCAGGUACUGCCUUCGAUUCCGCAUGUUCCCGAGACCACCGUAACUACAGAGGAAGGCGAUGAUCAUGUUACUGUCGUAGAGACUACAACUGUCAAGGACAUCACCCCGAAACCCGACAACGAAGAAGAGAUAACAGUCGUCACAACCACCAAGAAAAUACACAAACCUAUUGAAAAGGAUACCACACCAAAGAAGAAGCCAAAGAAAGACAAACCCAAACGGCGAAGGCCCGAGGAAAUUCCUAUCGACAAAGCUAUAUCCGAAUUGCCGGGAGUAACAGAUAUUUCCGAGACGACAAAAACCGAGGUAGAAGAAGCUGAUGAUGAGGUGAUAGAGCUAGUAACUACAACAAAACGUAUCCAGAGGGAGAAACCUGAAGACAUCGAGGGGACUCCAGAAGAAGUGCUUCCUGAGGUGCCCAUCGAAGCUGAACCUACCGUUACUGUUGUUGAGUCGGGCGACUUUGUUGAGGUAACAGAGGUCACAACCACAAAGGAAGUGCAGCCUGGGCCAGACAACAAGGAGGAGAUUAUUGUAAAAACAAAGACAAAGAAAACAAAGAGACCCAAAGAUAAACCAACCGAAGGUCCAAAGCAAGACACAAAAACAAAGACACCUUUGGAUAUGGAGAUUGAGGACAUUCCUGGUGUCAAGGAGGUCUCUGAAUCAACGGUUACUGAAGUAACUGAAGAAGACGACCAGCCAGUUGAGGUCGUCACAACAACAAAGAAAAUUAGACGAACAAGACAAAAACGGCCGGAGGACGACAUUGACCAGAUACUGCCUUCGAUUCCGCAUGUUCCAGAGACCACCGUAACAACAGAGGAAGGCGACGAUCAUGUUACUGUCGUAGAGACUACAACUGUCAAGGACAUCACCCCGAAACCCGACAACGAAGAAGAGAUAACAGUCGUCACAACCACCAAGAAAACACGCAAACCCGUUGAAGGGGAUACCACACCAAAGAAGAAACCAAAGAAAGACAAACCUAAACGGCGAAGGCCUGAGGAAACUCCAAUCGACAAAGCUAUAUCCGAAUUGCCGGGGGUGACAGAUAUUUCCGAGACAACAAAAACCGAGGUAGAGGAAGCUGAUGAUGAGGUGACAGAAUUAGUUACUACGACAAAACAUAUCCAGAGGGAGAAACGUGACGACAUCGAAGAGACUCCAGAGGAAGUGCUUCCUGAGGUGCCCAUCGAAGCUGAACCUACCGUUACUGUCGUUGAGUCGGGAGAUUUUGUUGAGGUAACAGAGGUCACAACCAUAAAGGAAGUGCAGCCUGGGCCAGACAAUAAGGAGGAGAUUAUUGUAAAAACAAAGACAAAGAAAACAAAGAGGCCCAAAGAUAGACCCACCGAAGGUCCAAAGCAAGACACAAAAACAAAGACACCUUUGGAUAUGGAGAUUGAGGACAUUCCUGGUGUCAAGGAGGUUUCUGAGUCAACAGUUACUGAAGUAACUAAAGAAGACGACCUGCCAGUUGAGGUCGUCACAACGACAAAGAAAAUCAAACGAACAAGACCAAAACGGCCGGAGGACGAGAUUGACCAGGUACUGCCUUCGAUUCCGCAUGUUCCCGAGACCACCGUAACUACAGAGGAAGGCGAUGAUCAUGUUACUGUCGUAGAGACUAUAACUGUCAAGGACAUCACCCCGAAACCCGACAACGAAGAAGAGAUAACAGUCGUCACAACCACCAAGAAAACACGCAAACCCGUUGAAGGGGAUGCCACACCAAAGAAGAAACCAAAGAGAGACAAACCCAAACGGCGAAGGCCCGAGGAAAUUCCUAUCGACAAAGCUAUAUCCGAAUUGCCGGGAGUAACAGAUAUUUCCGAGACGACAAAAACCGAGGUAGAAGAAGCUGAUGAUGAGGUGAUAGAGCUAGUAACUACAACAAAACGUAUCCAGAGGGAGAAACCUGAAGACAUCGAGGGGACUCCAGAAGAAGUGCUUCCUGAGGUGCCCAUCGAAGCUGAACCUACCGUUACUGUUGUUGAGUCGGGCGACUUUGUUGAGGUAACAGAGGUCACAACCACAAAGGAAGUGCAGCCUGGGUCAGACAACAAGGAGGAGAUUAUUGUAAAAACAAAGACAAAGAAAACAAAGAGACCCAAAGAUAAAACAACCGAAGGUCCAAAGCCAGACACAAAAACAAAGACAACUUUGGAUAUGGAGAUUGAGGACAUUCCUGGUGUCAAGGAGGUCUCUGAGUCAACGGUUACUGAAGUAACUGAAGAAGACGACCAGCCAGUUGAGGUCGUCACAACAACAAAGAAAAUCAAACGAACAAGACCAAAACGGCCGGAGGACGACAUUGACCAGAUACUGCCUUCGAUUCCGCAUGUUCCCGAGACCACCGUAACAACAGAGGAAGGCGACGAUCAUGUUACUGUCGUAGAGACUACAACUGUCAAGGACAUCACCCCGAAACCCGACAACGAAGAAGAGAUAACAGUCGUCACAACCACCAAGAAAACACGCAAACCCGUUGAAGGGGAUACCACACCAAAGAAGAAACCAAAGAAAGACAAACCUAAACGGCGAAGGCCUGAGGAAACUCCAAUCGACAAAGCUAUAUCCGAAUUGCCGGGGGUGACAGAUAUUUCCGAGACAACAAAAACCGAGGUAGAAGAAGCUGAUGAUGAGGUGAUAGAGCUAGUAACUACAACAAAACGUAUCCAGAGGGAGAAACCUGAAGACAUCGAGGGGACUCCAGAAGAAGUGCUUCCUGAGGUGCCCAUCGAAGCUGAACCUACCGUUACUGUUGUUGAGUCGGGCGACUUUGUUGAGGUAACAGAGGUCACAACCACAAAGGAAGUGCAGCCUGGGCCAGACAACAAGGAGGAGAUUAUUUUAAAAACAAAGACAAAGAAAACAAAGAGACCCAAAGAUAAACCAACCGAAGGUCCAAAGCAAGACACAAAAACAAAGACACCUUUGGAUAUGGAGAUUGAGGACAUUCCUGGUGUCAAGGAGGUCUCUGAGUCAACGGUUACUGAAGUAACUGAAGAAGACGAAGAAGAAGUUGAGGUCGUCACAACAACAAAGAAAAUUAGACGAACAAGACCAAAACGGCCGGAGGACGACAUUGACCAGAUACUGCCUUCGAUUCCGCAUGUUCCCGAGACCACCGUAACAACAGAGGAAGGCGACGAUCAUGUUACUGUCGUAGAGACUACAACUGUCAAGGACAUCACCCCGAAACCCGACAACGAAGAAGAGAUAACAGUCGUCACAACCACCAAGAAAACACGCAAACCCGUUGAAGGGGAUACCACACCAAAGAAGAAACCAAAGAAAGACAAACCCAAACGGCGAAGGCCCGAGGAAACUCCAAUCGACAAAGCUAUAUCCGAAUUGCCGGGAGUGACAGGUAUUUCCGAGACGACAAAAACCGAGGUAGAGGAAGCUGAUGAUGAGGUGACAGAAUUAGUUACUACGACAAAACGUAUCCAGAGGGAGAAACCUGACGACAUCGAAGAGACUCCAGAGGAAGUGCUUCCUGAGGUGCCCAUCGAAGCUGAACCUACCGUUACUGUCGUUGAGUCGGGAGACUUUGUUGAGGUAACAGAGGUCACAACCAUAAAGGAAGUGCAGCCUGGGCCAGACAAUAAGGAGGAGGUUAUUGUAAAAACAAAGACAAGGAAAACAAAGAGGCCCAAAGAUAAACCAACCGAAGGUCCAAAGCCAGACACAAAAACAAAGACACCUUUGGAUAUGGAGAUUGAUGACAUUCCUGGUGUCAAGGAGGUCUCUGAAUCAACGGUUACUGAAGUAACUGAAGAAGACGACCAGCCAGUUGAGGUCGUCACAACAACAAAGAAAAUCAAACGAACAAAACCAAAACGGCCGGAAGCCGAGAUUGACCAGGUACUGCCUUCGAUUCCGCAUGUUCCCGAAACCACAGUAACUACAGAGGAAGGCGAUGAUCAUGUUACUGUCGUAGAGACUACAACUGUCAAGGACAUUACCCCGAAACCCGACAACCAAGAAGAGAUAACAGUCGUCACAACCACCAAGAAAAUACACAAACCCGUUGAAGGGGAUGCCACACCAAACAAGAAACCAAAGAAAGACAAACCCAAACGACGAAGGCCUGAGGAAGCUUCCAUCGACAAAGCUAUAGCCGAAUUGCCGGGGGUGACAGAUAUUUCCGAGACAACAAAAACCGAGGUAGAAGAAGCUGAUGAUGAAGUGAUAGAGCUAGUAACUACAACAAAACGUAUCCAGAGGGAGAAACCUGAAGACAUCGAGAGGACUCCAGAGGAAGUGCUUCCUGAGGUGCCCAUCGAAGCUGAACCUACCGUUACUGUUGUUGAGUCGGGCGACUUUGUUGAGGUAACAGAGGUCACAACCACAAAGGAGGUGCAGACUGGGCCAGACAACAAGGAGGAGAUUAUUGUAAAAACAAAGACAAAGAAAACAAAGAGACCCAAAGAUAAACCAACCGAAGGUCCAAAGCAAGACACAAGAAAGACACCUUUGGAUAUGGAGAUUGAGGACAUUCCUGGUGUCAAGGAGGUCUCUGAGUCAACGGUUACUGAAGUAACUGAAGAAGACGACCAGCCAGUUGAGGUCGUCACAACAACAAAGAAAAUCAAACGAACAAGACCAAAACGGCCGGAGGACGACAUUGACCAGAUACUGCCUUCGAUUCCGCAUGUUCCCGAGACCACCGUAACAACAGAGGAAGGCGACGAUCAUGUUACUGUCGUAGAGACUACAACUGUCAAGGACAUCACCCCGAAACCCGACAACGAAGAAGAGAUAACAGUCGUCACAACCACCAAGAAAACACGCAAACCCGUUGAAGGGGAUACCACACCAAAGAAGAAACCAAAGAAAGACAAACCUAAACGGCGAAGGCCUGAGGAAGCUUUCAUCGACAAAGCUAUAGCCGAAUUGCCGGGAGUGACAGAUAUUUCCGAGACAACAAAAACCGAGGUAGAAGAAGCUGAUCAUGAGGUGAUAGAGCUAGUAACUACAACAAAACGUAUCCAGAGGGAGAAACCUGAAGACAUCGAGGGGACUCCAGAGGAAGUGCUUCCUGAGGUGCCCAUCGAAGCUGAACCUACCGUUACUGUUGUUGAGUCGGGCGACUUUGUUGAGGUAACAGAGGUCACAACCACAAAGGAAGUGCAGCCUGGGCCAGACAACAAGGAGGAGAUUAUUGUAAAAACAAAGACAAAGAAAACAAAGAGACCCAAAGAUAAACCAACCGAAGGUCCAAAGCAAGACACAAGAAAGACACCUUUGGAUAUGGAGAUUGAGGACAUUCCUGGUGUCAAGGAGGUUUCUGAGUCAACAGUUACUGAAGUAACUAAAGAAGACGACCUGCCAGUUGAGGUCGUCACAACGACAAAGAAAAUCAAACGAACAAGACCAAAACGGCCGGAGGACGAGACCGACCAGAUAUUACCUUCGAUUCCGCAUGUUCCCGAGACCACAGUAUCUACAGAGGAAGGCGACGAUCAUGUUACUGUCGUAGAGACUACAACUGUCAAGGACAUCACCCCGAAACCCGACAACGAAGAAGAAAUAACAGUCGUCACAACCACCAAGAAAAUACACAAACCCAUUGAAGGGGAUACCAUACCAAAGAAGAAACCAAAGAAAGACAAACCCAAACGACGAAGGCCUGAGGAAGCUCCAAUCGACAAAGCUAUAGCCGAAUUGCCGGGGUUGACAGGUAUUUCCGAGACGACAAAAACCGAGGUAGAGGAAGCUGAUGAUGAGGUAACAGAAUUAGUUACUACGACAAAACGUAUCCAGAGGGAGAAACCUGACGACAUCGAAGAGACUCCAGAGGAAGUGCUUCCUGAGGUGCCCAUCGAAGCUGAACCUACCGUUACUGUUGUUGAGUCGGGAGACUUUGUUGAGGUAACAGAGGUCACAACCACAAAGGAAGUGCAGCCUGGGCCAGACAACAAGGAGGAGAUUAUUGUAAAAACAAAGACAAAGAAAACAAAGAGGCCCAAAGAUAAGCCAACCGAAGGUCCAAAGCAAGACACAACAACAAAGACACCUUUGGAUAUGGAGAUUGACAACAUUCCUGGUGUCAAGGAGGUCUCUGAGUCAACGGUUACUGAAGUAACUGAAGAAGACGACCAGCCAGUUGAGGUCAUCACAACGACAAAGAAAAUCAAACGAACAAAACCAAAACGGCCGGAGGACGACAUUGACCAGAUACUGCCUUCGAUUCCGCAUGUUCCCGAGACCACAGUAACUACAGAGGAAGGCGAUGAUCAUGCUACUGUCGUAGAGACUACAACUGUCAAGGACAUCACCCCGAAACCCGACAACGAAGAAGAGAUAACAGUCGUCACAACUACAAAGAAAACUCGAAAGCCUACCGAGAACUUGCCUGAAGAAGCACAAAGCCCAGUUCAAGAAACCACCGCUGAUACAAGCAUCCUCAAACAACGCAGAAGUGACGUGCCUGAGGGUUCACUUCCCCGCCCGGACGCGGCGCGGCCCGACCGCCGGGGGUCGCCUUCCGUCGCCGACAGCGAUGCGACAAUGCCUUCUGACGCCGAGGCACCGGAUCAGCUGGAGCUUACACGACUGUUGGAUAAAGAUAUACCAGGUGUCACCGAAGUUAGUGAGCAAAUCACUGCCGAUGUUGAAAGGAAUGGCGAUGAGAAAGUCGAGACCAUCACGACUACAAAGAUAAUCAAACGAAAGAAGCCGAAAGACGGCACAGAAACUACGGAAGAAAUCCUUCCAGAAAUUCCGGAGAAAGCCGAGCCCACUACGACUGUUGAGGAGACACCUGACCACGUCGAGGUAACUGAGGUUACAACGACAAAGGACAUCCAGGAAGGUCCUGAUGACCAGCUCAUCACAGUUGUCACCAAGACAAAGAAAACUCGCAAACCGAAGGAAAGGGCGCCGAAGGAGAAGCCAAAGAAAAAACGGCCAUCCAAAACUCGACUGGAUCAACAGCUUGAGGAAAUCCCGGGAGUCACCGAAAUAAGUGAACAUACCUCUACUGAUGUAGAACGGAAUGAUGAUGAGAAAGUUGAGACCGUCACGACUACAAAGAAAAUCAAGCGGAAGAAGCCUAAAGACGGCACCGAAACUACGGAAGAAAUCCUUCCAGAAAUUCCAGAGAAAGCCGAGCCCAUUACGACAGUUGAGGAGACGCCUGAGAACGUCGAGGUAACUGAAGUCACAACGACAAAGGAAAUCCAGGAAGGUCCUGAUGACCAGCUCAUCACAGUGAUCACCAAGACAAAGAAAACUCGCAAACCGAAGGAAAGGGCGCCGAAGGAGAAGCCAAAGAAAAAACGGCCAACCAAAACUCGACUGGAUCAACAGAUUGAGGAAAUCCCGGGAGUCACCGAAAUAAGUGAACAUACCUCUACUGAUGUUGAACGGAAUGAUGAUGAGGAAGUUGAGACCGUCACGACUACAAGGAAAAUCAAACGGAAGAAGCCUACAGACGGCACCGAAACUACGGAAGAAAUCCUUCCAGAAAUUCCAAAGAAAGCCGAACCCACUACGACUGUUGAGGAGACGCCUGAGCACGUCGAGGUAACUGAAGUCACAACGACAAAGGACAUCCAGGAAGGUCCUGAUGACCAGCUCAUUACAGUUGUCACCAAGACAAAGAAAACUCGCAAACCGAAGGAAAAGGCGCCAAAAGAGGAGCCAAAGCGGAAACAGCCAACUAAAACUACGCUGGAUGAACAGAUUGUGAAAAUCCCAGGCGUCACCGAGGUUGGUGAGCAAACUACUACUGGAAUUGAAACCAUUGAUGACGAAGAGGUUGAGACAAUGACCACUACAAAGAAAAUCAAAAUAAAGAAGCCUAAAGACGGCACCGAAACCACGGAAGAAAUCCUUCCAGAAAUUCCAGAGAAAGCCGAGCCCACUACGAAUGUCGAGGAGACGCCUGAGCACGUCGAGGUAACUGAAGUCACAACGACAAAGGACAUCCAGGAAGGUCCUGAUGACCAGUUCAUCACAGUUGACACCAAGACAAAGAAAACUCGCAAACCGAAGGAAAAAGCACCGAAGGAGAAGCCAAAGAAGAAACAGCCAUCCAAAACUCGACUGGAUCAACAGAUUGAGGAAAUCCCGGGGGUCACCGAAAUAAGUGAACAUACCUCUACUGAUGUGCAAGGGAAUGAUGAUGAGGAAGUUGAGACCGUCACGACUACAAAGAAAAUCAAACGUAAGAAGCCUAAAGACGGCACCGAAAUUACGGAAGAAAUCCUUCCAGAAAUUCCAGAGAAAGCCGAACCCAUUACGACAGUUGAGGAAACGCCUGAGCACGUCGAGGUAACUGAAGUCACAACGACAAAGGACAUCCAGGAAGGUCCUGAUGACCAGCUCAUCACAGUUGUCACCAAGACAAAGAAAACUCGCAAACCGAAGGAAAAGAAGCCGAAGGAGAAACCAAAGCGGAAACGGCCAACUAAAACUACGCUGGAUGAACAGAUUGAGAAAAUCCCAGGCGUCACCGAGGUUGGUGAGCAAACUACUACUGGAACUGAAACCAUUGAUGACGAUGAAGUUGAGACAAUGACCACUACAAAGAAAAUCAAAAUAAAGAAGCCUAAAGACGGCACCGAAACCACGGAAGAAAUCCUUCCACAAAUUCCAGAGAAAGCCGAGCCCACUACGAAUGUCGAGGAGACGCCUGAGCACGUCGAGGUAACUGAAGUCACAACGACAAAGGACAUCCAGGAAGGUCCUGAUGACCAGUUCAUCACAGUUGACACCAAGACAAAGAAAACUCGCAAACAGAAGGAAAAAGCACCGAAGGAGAAGCCAAAGAAGAAACAGCCAUCCAAAACUCGACUGGAUCAACAGAUUGAGGAAAUCCCGGGGGUCACCGAAAUAAGUGAACAUACCUCUACUGAUGUGCAAGGGAAUGAUGAUGAGGAAGUUGAGACCGUCACGACUACAAAGAAAAUCAAACGUAAGAAGCCUAAAGACGGCACCGAAAUUACGGAAGAAAUCCUUCCAGAAAUUCCAGAGAAAGCCGAACCCAUUACGACAGUUGAGGAAACGCCUGAGCACGUCGAGGUAACUGAAGUCACAACGACAAAGGACAUCCAGGAAGGUCCUGAUGACCAGCUCAUCACAGUUGUCACCAAGACAAAGAAAACUCGCAAACCGAAGGAAAAGAAGCCGAAGGAGAAACCAAAGCGGAAACGGCCAACUAAAACUACGCUGGAUGAACAGAUUGAGAAAAUCCCAGGCGUCACCGAGGUUGGUGAGCAAACUACUACUGAAAUUGAAACCAUUGAUGACGAAGAAGUUGAGACAAUGACGACUACAAAGAAAAUCAAAAUAAAGAAGCCUACAGACGGCACCGAAACUACGGAAGAAAUCCUUCCAGAAAUCCCGCAGAAAGCCGAACCCACUACGACUGUUGAGGAGACGCCUGACCUCGUCGAGGUAACUGAAGUAACAACGACAAAAGAUAUCCAGGAAGGUCCUGAUGACCAGCUCAUCACAGUGAUCACCAAGACAAAGAAAACUCGCAAACCGAAGGAAAAAGCACCGAAGGAGAAGCCAAAAAAGACACAGCCAUCCAAAACUCGAUUGGAUCAACAGAUUGAGGAAAUCCCGGGAGUCAUCGAAAUAAGUGAACAUACCUCUACUGAUGUGGAACAGAAUGAUGAUAAGGAAGUUGAGACCGUCACGACUACAAAGAAAAUCAAACGGAAGAAGCCUAAAGACGGCACCGAAGUUACGGAAGAAAUCCUUCCAGAAAUUCCAGAGAAAGCCGAGCCCAUUACGUCAGUUGAGGAGACGCCUGAGGACGUCGAGGUAACUGAAGUCACAACGACAAAGGACAUCCAGGAAGGCCCUGAAGACCAGCUCAUCACAGUUGUCACCAAGACAAAGAAAACUCGCAAACCAAAAGUAAAGGCGCCAAAGGAGAAGCCGAAGCGGAAACGGACAACUAAAACUACGCUGGAUGAACAGAUUGAGAAAAUCCCAGGCGUCACCGAGGUUGCUGAGCAAACUACUACUGAAAUUGAAACCAUUGACGACGAAGAAGUUGAGACAAUGACGACUACAAAGAAAAUCAAAAUAAAGAAGCCUAAAGACGGCACCAAAACCACGGAAGAAAUUUUCCCAGAAAUACCGGAGAAAGCCGAGCCCACUACAACUGUUGAGGAGACGCCUGAGCACGUCGAGGUAACUGAGGUUACAACGACAAAGGACAUCCAGGAAGGUCUUGAUGACCAGCUCAUCACAGUGAUCACCAAGACAAAGAAAAGUCGCAAACCGAAGGAAAAAGCACCGAAGGAAAAGCCAAAGAAGACACGGCCAUCCAAAACUCGACUGGAUCAACACAUUGAGGAAAUCCCGGGAGUCACCGAAAUAAGUGAACAUACCUCUACUGAUGUGGAACGGAAUGAUGAUGAGGAAGUUGAGACCGUCACGACUAAAAAGAAAAUCAAACGGAAGAAGCCUAAAGACGGCACCGAAAUUACGGAAGAAAUCCUUCCAGAAAUUCCACAGAAAGCCGAGCCCAUUACGACAGUUGAGGAGACGCCUGAGGACGUCGAGGUAACUGAAGUCACAACGGCAAAGGACAUCCAGGAAGGUCCUGAUGACCAGCUCAUCACAGUUGUCACCAAGACAAAGAAAACUCGCAAACCGAAGGAAAAGAAGCCGAAGGAGAAGCCAAAGAAGAAACGGCCAUGCAAAACACGACUGGAUGAACAGAUUGAGGAAAUCCCGGGAGUCACCGAAAUAAGUGAACAAACCUCUACUGAGGUUGAACGGAAUGAUGAUGAGGAAGUUGAGACCGUCACGUCUACAAAGAAAAUCAAACGGAAGAAGCCCACCGACGGCACCGAAACUACGGAAGAAAUCCUUCCAGAAAUUCCGAAGAAAGCCGAGCCCAUUACGACAGUUGAGGAGACGCCUGAGCACAUUGAGGUAUCUGAAGUCACAACGACAAAGGACAUCCAGGAAGGUCCUGAUGACCAACUCAUCACAGUUGUCACCAAGACAAAGAAAACUCGCAAACCGAAGGAAGAGGCGCCAAAGGAGAAGCCAAAGCGGAAACGGCCAACUAAAACUACGCUGGAUGAACAGAUUGAAAGAAUUCCAGGCGUCACCGAGGUUGGUGAGCAAACUACUACUGAAAUUGAAACCAUUGAUGACGAAGAGGUUGAGACAAUGACGACUACAAAGAAAAUCAAAAUAAAGAAGCCUACAGACGGCACCGAAACUACGAAAGAAAUCCUUCCAGAAAUUUCGCAGAAAGCCGAACCCACUACGACUGUUGAGGAGACGCCUGACCUCGUCGAGGUAACUGAAGUCACAACGACAAAGGCCAUCCAGGAAGGUCCUGAUGACCAGCUCAUCACAGUGAUCACCAAGACAAAGAAAACUCGCAAACCGAAGGAAAAGGCACCGAAGGAGAAGCCAAAGAAAAAACGGCCAUCCAAAACUCGACUGGAUCAACAGAUUGAGGAAAUCCCAGGCGUCACCGAGGUUGGUGAGCAAACUUCUACUGAAAUUGAAACCAUUGAUGACGAAGAAGUUGAGAAAAUAACCACUACAAAGAAAAUCAAACGAAAGAAGCCGAAGGACGGAAUCGAAACUUCGGAAGACAUCCUUCCAGAAAUUCCAGAGAAAGCCGAGCCCACUACGAAUGUUGAGGAGACGCCUGAGCACGUCGAGGUAACUGAAGUCACAACGACAAAGGACAUCCAGGAAGGUCCUGAUGACCAGCUCAUCACAGUUGUCACCAGGACAAAGAAAACUCGCAAACCGAAGGAAAAGGCGCCAAAAGAGAAGCCGAAGAAGAAACGGCCAUCCAAAACUCGACUGGAUCAACAGAUUGAGGAAAUCCCGGGAGUCACCGAAAUAAGUGAACAUACCUCUACUGAUGUGGAACGGAAUGAUGAUGAGGAAGUUGAGACCGUCACGACUACAAAGAAAAUCAAACGGAAGAAGCCUAAAGACGGCACCGAAAUUACGGAAGAAAUCCUUCCAGAAAUUCCAGAGAAAGCCGAGCCCAUUACGACAGUUGAGGAGACGCCUGAGGACGUCGAGGUAACUGAAGUCACAACUACAAAGGACAUCCAGGAAGGUCCUGAUGACCAACUCAUCACAGUUGUCACCAAGACAAAGAAAACUCGCAAACCGAAGGAAAAGGCGCCAAAGGAGAAGCCGAAGCGGAAACGGCCAACUAAAACUACGCUGGAUGAACAGAUUGAGAAAAUCCCAGGCGUCACCGAGGUUGGUGAGCAAACUACUACUGAAAUUGAAACCAUUGAUGACGAAGAAGUUGAGACAAUGACGACUACAAAGAAAAUCAAAAUAAAGAAGCCUAAAGACGGCACCGAAACCAUGGAAGAAAUCCUUCCAGAAAUACCGGAGAAAGCCGAGCCAACAACAACUGUUGAGGAGACACCUGAGCACGUCGAGGUAACUGAGGUUACAACGACAAAGGACAUCCAGGAAGGUUUUGAUGACCAGCUCAUCACAGUCGUCACCAAGACAAAGAAAACUCGCAAACCGAAGGAAAAGACGCCAAAGAAGAUGCCAAAGGAGAAACGGCCAACUGGAACUACACUGGAUGAACAGGUUAAGGAAAUCCCAGGUGUCACCGAAGUAGCUGAGCAAACCACUACUGAAGUUGAAACCAUUGAUGACAAACAAGUUGAAACAAUCACGACUACAAAGAAAAUCAAACGAAAGAAGCCUGAGGACGGAACCGAAACUUCGGAAGAAAUUCUUCCAGAAAUUCCAGAGAAUGCCGAGCCCACUACGAAUGUUGAGGAGACGCCUGAGAACGUCGAGGUAACUGAAGUCACAACUACAAAGGACAUCCAGGAAGGUCCUGAUGACCAACUCAUCACAGUUGUCACCAAGACAAAGAAAACUCGCAAACCGAAGGAAAAGGCGCCAAAGGAGAAGCCGAAGCGGAAACGGCCAACUAAAACUACGCUGGAUGAACAGAUUGAGGAAAUCCCGGGAGUCACCGAAAUAAGUGAACAUACCUCUACUGAUGUUGAACGGAAUGAUGAUGAGGAAGUUGAGACCGUCACGACUACAAAGAAAAUCAAACGGAAGAAGCCUACAGACGGCACCGAAACUACGGAAGAAAUCCUUCCAGAAAUUCCGCAGAAAGCCGAACCCACUACGACUGUUGAGGAAACGCCUGACCUCGUCGAGGAAACUGAAGUAACAACGACAAAGGAUAUCCAGGAGGGUCCUGAUGACCAGCUCAUCACAGUGAUCACCAAGACAAAGAAAACUCGCAAACCGAAGGAAAAAGCACCGAAGGAAAAGCCAAAGAAGACACGGCCAUCCAAAACUCGACUGGAUCAACACAUUGAGGAAAUCCCGGGAGUCACCGAAAUAAGUGAACAUACCUCUACUGAUGUGGAACGGAAUGAUGAUGAGGAAGUUGAGACUGUCACGUCUACAAAGAAAAUCAAACGGAAGAAGCCCACCGACGGCACCGAAACUACGGAAGAAAUCCUUCCAGAAAUUCCGAAGAAAGCCGAGCCCAUUACGACAGUUGAGGAGACGCCUGAGCACAUUGAGGUAUCUGAAGUCACAACGACAAAGGACAUCCAGGAAGGUCCUGAUGACCAGCUCAUCACAGUUGUCACCAAGACAAAGAAUACUCGCAAACCGAAGGAAAAGAAGCCGAAGGAGAAGCCAAAGAAGAAACGGCCAUGCAAAACACGACUGGAUGAACAGAUUGAGGAAAUCCCGGGAGUCACCGAAAUAAGUGAACAAACCUCUACUGAGGUUGAACGGAAUGAUGAUGAGGAAGUUGAGACCGUCACGUCUACAAAGAAAAUCAAACGGAAGAAGCCCACCGACGGCACCGAAACUACGGAAGAAAUCCUUCCAGAAAUUCCGAAGAAAGCCGAGCCCAUUACGACAGUUGAGGAGACGCCUGAGGACGUCGAGGUAACUGAAGUCACAACGACAAAGGACAUCCAGGAAGGUCCUGAUGACCAGCUCAUCACAGUUGUCACCAAGACAAAGAAAACUCGCAAACCGAAGGAAAAGGCGCCAAAGGAGAAGCCAAAGCGGAAACGGCCAACUAAAACUACGCUGGAUGAACAGAUUGAGAAAAUCCCAGGCGUCACCGAGUUUGGUGAGCAAACUACUACUGAAAUUGAAACCAUUGAUGACGAGGAAGUUGAGACAAUGACGACUACAAAGAAAAUCAAAAUAAAGAAGCCUACAGACGUCACCGAAACUACGGAAGAAAUACUUCCAGAAAUUCCGCAGAAAGCCGAACCAACUACGACUGUUCAGGAGACGCCUGACCUCGUCGAGGUAACUGAAGUAACAACGACAAAGGAUAUCCAGGAAGGUCCUGAUGACCAGCUGAUCACAGUGAUCACCAAGACAAAGAAAACUCGCAAACCGAAGGAAAAAGCACCGAAGGAGAAGCCAAAGAAGAAACGGCCAUCCAAAACUCGACUGGAUCAACAGAUUGAGGAAAUCCCGGGAGUCACCGAAAUAAGUGAACAUACCUCUACUGAUGUGGAACGGAAUGAUAAUGAGGAAGUUGAGACCGUCACGACUACAAAGAAAAUCAAACGGAAGAAGCCUACAGACGUCACCGAAACUACGGAAGAAAUCCUUCCAGAAAUUCCGCAGAAAGCCGAACCAACUACGACUGUUCAGGAGACGCCUGACCUCGUCGAGGUAACUGAAGUAACAACGACAAAGGAUAUCCAGGAAGGUCCUGAUGACCAGCUGAUCACAGUGAUCACCAAGACAAAGAAAACUCGCAAACCGAAGGAAAAGACGCCAAAGAAGAUGCCAAAGGAGAAACGGCCAACUGGAACUACACUGGAUGAACAGGUUAAGGAAAUCCCAGGUGUCACCGAAGUAGCUGAGCAAACCACUACUGAAGUUGAAACCAUUGAUGACGAACAAGUUGAAACAAUCACGACUACAAAGAAAAUCAAACGAAAGAAGCCUGAGGACGGAACCGAAACUUCGGAAGAAAUUCUUCCAAAAAUUCCAGAGAAAGCCGAGCCCACUACGAAUGUUGAGGAGACGCCUGAGAACGUCGAGGUAACUGAAGUCACAACUACAAAGGACAUCCAGGAAGGUCCUGAUGACCAACUCAUCACAGUUGUCACCAAGACAAAGAAAACUCGCAAACCGAAGGAAAAGGCGCCAAAGGAGAAGCCAAAGCGGAAACGGCCAACUAAAACUACGAUGGAUGAACAGAUUGAGAGAAUUCCAGGCGUCACCGAGGUUGGUGAGCAAACUACUACUGAAAUUGAAACCAUUGAUGACGAAGAGGUUGAGACAAUGACGACUACAAAGAAAAUCAAACGGAAGAAGCCUAAAGACGGCACCGAAAUUACGGAAGAAAUCCUUCCAGAAAUUCCAGAGAAAGCCGAACCCAUUACGACAGUUGAGGAGACGCCUGAGGACGUCGAGGUAACUGAAGUCACAACGACAAAGGACAUCCAGGAAGGUCCUGAUGACCAGCUCAUCACAGUUGUCACCAAGACAAAGAAAACUCGCAAACCGAAGGAAAAGGCGCCAAAGGAGAAGCCAAAGCGGAAACGGCCAACUAAAACUCGACUGGAUCAACAGAUUGAGGAAAUCCCGGGAGUCACCGAAAUAAGUGAACAUACCUCUACUGAUGUGGAACGGAAUGAUGAUGAGGAAGUUGAGACCGUCACGACUACAAAGAAAAUCAAACGGAAGAAGCCUAAAGACGGCACCGAAAUUACGGAAGAAAUCCUUCCAGAAAUUCCGAAGAAAGCCGAGCCCAUUACGACAGUUGAGGAGACGCCUGAGGACGUCGAGGUAACUGAAGUCACAACGACAAAGGACAUCCAGGAAGGUCCUGAUGACCAGCUCAUCACAGUUGUCACCAAGACAAAGAAAACUUGCAAACCAAAGGAAAAGACGCCUAAGAAAAAACCAAAAAAGAAACGACCAACAACAACUACACUGGAUGAACAUAUUGAAAAAAUCCCAGGCGUCACCGAAGUUGGUGAGCAAACCACUACUGAGGUUGAAACCAUUGAUGACGAACAAGUUGAAACAAUCACGACUACAAAGAAAAUCAAACGAAAGAAGCCUAAGGACGGAACCGAAACUUCGGAAGAAAUCCUUUCAGAAAUUCCAGGGAAAGCCGAGCCCACUACGAAUGUUGAGGAGACGCCUGAGAACGUCGAGGUAACUGAAGUCACAACUGCAGAGGACAUCCAGGAAGGUCCUGAUGACCAACUCAUCACAGCUGUCACCAAGACAAAGAAAACUCGCAAACCGAAGGAAGAGGCGCCAAAGGAGAAGCCAAAGCGGAAACGGCCAACUAAAACUACGAUGGAUGAACAGAUUGAGAGAAUUCCAGGCGUCACCGAGGUUGGUGAGCAAACUACUACUGAAAUUGAAACCAUUGAUGACGAAGAGGUUGAGACAAUGACGACUACAAAGAAAAUCAAAAUAAAGAAGCCUACAGAUGGCACCGAAACUACGGAAGAAAUCCUUUCAGAAAUUCCGCAGAAAGCCGAACCCACUACGACUGUUGAGGAGACGCCUGACCUCGUCGAGGUAACUGAAGUCACAACGACAAAGGACAUCCAGGAAGGUCCUGAUGACCAGCUCAUCACAGUGAUCACCAAGACAAAGAAAACUCGCAAACCAAAGGAAAAGGCACCGAAGGAGAAGCCAAAGAAGACACGGCCAUCCAAAACUCGACUGGAUCAACAGAUUGAGGAAAUCCCGGGAGUCACCGAAAUAAGUGAUCAUACCUCUACUGAUGUGGAACGGAAUGAUGAUGAUGAAGUUGAGACCGUCACGUCUACAAAGAAAAUCAAACGGAAGAAGCCCACCGACGGCACCGAAACUACGGAAGAAAUCCUUCCAGAAAUUCCGAAGAAAGCCGAGCCCAUUACGACAGUUGAGGAGACGCCUGAGCACAUUGAGGUAUCUGAAGUCACAACGACAAAGGACAUCCAGGAAGGUCCUGAUGACCAACUCAUCACAGUUGUCACCAAGACAAAGAAAACUCGCAAACCGAAGGAAAAAAAGCCGAUGGAGAAGCCAAAGAAGAAACGGCCAUGCAAAACACGACUGGAUGAACAGAUUGAGGAAAUCCCGGGAGUCACCGAAAUAAGUGAACAUACCUCUACUGAGGUUGAACGGAAUGAUGAUGAUGAAGUUGAGACCGUCACGUCUACAAAGAAAAUCAAACGGAAGAAGCCCACCGACGGCACCGAAACUACGGAAGAAAUCCUUCCGGAAAUUCCGAAGAAAGCCGAGCCCAUUACGACAGUUGAGGAGACGCCUGAGCACAUUGAGGUAUCUGAAGUCACAACGACAAAGGACAUCCAGGAAGGUCCUGAUGACCAACUCAUCACAGUUGUCACCAAGACAAAGAAAACUCGCAAACCGAAGGAAAAGACGCCAAAGAAGAUGCCAAAGGAGAAACGGCCAACUGGAACUACACUGGAUGAACAGGUUAAGGAAAUCCCAGGUGCCACCGAAGUAGCUGAGCAAACCACUACUGAAGUUGAAACCAUUGAUGACGAACAAGUUGAAACAAUCACGACUACAAAGAAAAUCAAACGAAAGAAGCCUGAGGACGGAACCGAAACUACGGAAGAAAUCCUUCCAGAAAUUCCGAAGAAAGCCGAGCCCAUUACGUCAGUUGAGGAGACGCCUGAGGACGUCGAGGUAACUGAAGUCACAACUACAAAGGACAUCCAGGAAGGUCCUGAUGACCAACUCAUCACAGUUGUCACCAAGACAAAGAAAACUCGCAAACCGAAGGAAGAGGCGCCAAAGGAGAAGCCAAAGCGGAAACGGCCAACUAAAACUACGCUGGAUGAACAGAUUGAGAGAAUUCCAGGCGUCACCGAGGUUGGUGAGCAAACUACUACUGAAAUUGAAACCAUUGAUGACGAAGAGGUUGAGACAAUGACGACUACAAAGAAAAUCAAAAUAAAGAAGCCUACAGACGGCACCGAAACUACGGAAGAAAUCCUUCCAGAAAUUCCGCAGAAAGCCGAACCCACUACGACUGUUGAGGAGACGCCUGACCUCGUCGAGGUAACUGAAGUCACAACGACAAAGGACAUCCAGGAAGGUCCUGAUGACCAGCUCAUCACAGUGAUCACCAAGACAAAGAAAACUCGCAAACCAAAGGAAAAGGCACCGAAGGAGAAGCCAAAGAAGACACGGCCAUCCAAAACUCGACUGGAUCAACAGAUUGAGGAAAUCCCGGGAGUCACCGAAAUAAGUGAACAUACCUCUACUGAUGUGGAACGGAAUGAUGAUGAGGAAGUUGAGACCGUCACGACUACAAAGAAAAUCAAACGGAAGAAGCCUAAAGACGGCACCGAAAUUACGGAAGAAAUCCUUCCAGAAAUUCCAGAGAAAGCCGAGCCCAUUACGACAGUUGAGGAGACGCCUGAGGACGUCGAGGUAACUGAAGUCACAACGACAAAGGACAUCCAGGAAGGUCCUGGUGACCAGCUCAUCACAGUUGUCACCAAGACAAAGAAAACUCGCAAACCGAAGGAAAAGAAGCCGAAGGAGAAGCCAAAGAAAAAACGGCCAUCCAAAACUCGACUGGAUGAACAGAUUGAGAAAAUCCCAGGCGUCACCGAGGUUGGUGAGCAAACUACUACUGAAAUUGAAACCAUUGAUGACGAAGAAGUUGAGACAAUAACCACUACAAAGAAAAUCAAACGAAAGAAGCCGAAGGACGGAAUCGAAACUUCGGAAGAAAUCCUUCCAGAAAUUCCAGAGAAAGCCGAGCCCACUACGAAUGUAGAGGAGACGCCUGAGCACGUCGAGGUAGCUGAAGUUACAACGACAAAGGACAUCCAGGAAGGUCCUGAUGACCAGCUCAUCACAGUUGUCACCAAGACAAAGAAAACUCGCAAACUGAAAGAAAAAGCGCCGAAGGAGAAGCCAAAGAAGAAACGGCCAUGCAAAACACGACUGGAUCAACAGAUUGAGGAAAUCCCGGGAGUCACCGAAAUAAGUGAACAUACCUCUACUGAUGUUGAACGGAAUGAUGAUGAGGAAAUCGAGACUGUCACGAUUACAAAGAAAAUCAAACGGAAGAAGCCUACAGACGGCACCGAAACUACGGAAGAAAUCCUUCCAGAAAUUCCGGAGAAAGCCGAACCCACUACGACUGUUGAGGAGACGCCUGACCUCGUCGAGGUAACUGAGGUUACAACGACAAAGGACAUCCAGGAAGGCCCUGAUGAAGAGCUCAUCACAGUCAUCACCAAGACAAAGAAAACUCGUAGAUCAAAACGCAUCACAAACGACGACAGACAUGGGCCGCCUUCGCCUGAUGGCACUCCUGACGUCUCUCCACAUAACCAGGAGCACGUUCCGGAGGACGCCAAGCCGCAGCAGAAGGAGAAGCCCAAGAAGCCAGACGGAGCACCCGAAUGGAAGGGCUUCAAGUUGAAGAAGGUCGCCAAGCCGGAGGAUGAGGACGAGGACGUGUUAACGAGCAUGACACUCAGCCGCCCCGAUCGGAUACCCAGAACAGAGUUGGAAUUCAAGGAAGUACCGAAAAAGUCAUCUGAUGAUGUUCAGCCGGCAGAUGGUAUCAUCUCGGAAGAGGAUACGAGACCAGAGGACAAGAUUCCCGGCGAAACUGAGGAAGACAAGAGCAGUGCAAAGAAACCAAAAAAGCGAAGGCCUAAGAAACGCCCGGAAGCUGUCGAAGAGGUUCCCGUAACAACACCCGAGGCAAGAGAAGGAGAGCAAGUUCCAGAAAAGCAAGAUGACCGGCAGCCAGAGGACAAGGACAAAAAGCCGAAGAAGCCCAAGCGCGGACAACCAUUGGAUUCAGAAACUCCUGAGUGGAUCGACUUCUCAUUAAAACCGGUGAAACAGGUUCCCAAGGAGAUAGACGAGGAAAAGCUGGAAACUGUGGAGCUGAAACCACUAAGUGAUACAGAGGAGGACAUCACUGACAAAGGCCGCAUUGAUAAAAAACCAGAACAGCCUGGAGAAGCGGACACGAUUCUCAAGAAAAUCCCCGGUGAUGAUAAAGAGAAACCCGAUAAAAAGCCAAAGAAGAAAAAGAUCAAGAAGCUAAAAACACCGGACGACAUGGCCAAACCGGAUGAAGAGGAAUUGCCGUCAGGGGACGAUGAGGAGGUGCCGCAGCCAGCCGAGGUGACGGAAGUCCAGCCGGAGGAGCCGCUGCAGCCCGAGGACCACCUUCCAGAGUGGCAGCGUGUGAAGCUGAAGAAGGUGGAGGUGGAGCAGGAGGAGGACGCCAUCACCUCCCUCAUCAUGACGCGACCCGAUCGCAUCCCCACCACCGAACUGCCCGACUUCAGCAAGAAGCCGCCGAAACCCGACAUGGAGCAGACGGCGCCGGCGCCAACCGAGGAAGAAACUCUUGACGAGACCCCAAAGAAAAAGACCAAGAAGCCGAAGAAACAGAAAAAGCGACCAACGGAGGGUGAACAACCAGAGGCGCCCACUGAGGCCGUCACUACCGAAGAACCCGCUCAAGACGAGGCACAUUCAGAUGAGGUUCCCGAAGAGAAGCCGACGCCUCUGAAACAGCUACCAGACCAGACAACUUCAGACGAGGCUACACCGGAGCAGCCAAAGAAGCCCAAAAAGAAGAAGCGAGUCAUAGCAGAGGAGGGACAGCCGGAAUGGGUCAAUUUCGCGCUCAAGCCAGUCCAGGCAGAGCCCAGACCAGUGGAAGCACAAGACAUGGAGACCGUGGAUCUCAAACCGAUUCCAGACGUGGACGAAGAAAGUCCCAUUGAGGCAAAACAAAAACCAGAAACACUUCAAUGGGAUUCUCUAGAGUUGAAACCGAUUGAGAGCAUGGAUAGGCCUGUACUGGAGAAACCCACAGGCAUUGAUGCAAAACCCCUAAAAAAGAAAAAGAAACGCCCAAAGAAACCGGAAGGACCAGAAGAGGAAGAGACAAGUGACACAGAAAAAUUGCCAGGAGACGAGCAGAAGCCAAGUGAUGAAUCGGAUGACUCUAAGAAGCGUAAGCCGAAACGAAUGCUUCCUGCGGACGAAGAAACUCCGGAGUGGCAGAGAGUGCAGCUGAAACCCGCGAAACCCACCCAGAAAGGAACCGAGGAUGACAGGGAGACGGUGACGCUCAAGCCGGUGGAGAAAAUCGAUGAAACAACAGUAGUUGAUACUACACUAACAGAGGACACGACCAUAACAACAAUCGAAGAGGAUAUCACUGAGGAAAAGAAGCGAAAGGAUAAGAAAAAGAAACCAAAGCAACCAAAGCGUGAGAAGCCAGAGACUGAGGAAGUUGUCGUUGAAGUUCAAGAGUCCAGUGAAGUGAUUUCAGAUCAAGAGGAAACAGAGGAGACCAUUGUCAUGACAACAAAAACAAAGAAAAAGCCGAAAGACAAACCAUUUGAAGAGGAAGUGCAAGAAGUUGAUAUUAAUAUACCGGAUGAUAAGGACGUUGAAAAAGCAGACACAACGGAAGAAUGGAGACGGAAGAAAGAAAAGAAACUCAAAAGACCCAAAAAAGAAAAGCCAACGACAACAGAAGUGACUGAAACCACUGACUUUGUUGAAAUAUCAUCCGAUCAAGAAGAGACAAUUGAAGAGACAACAAUGAUCAUGAAGACGAAGACAAAAGAGAAGCCCAAAGAGGGGCCUUUUGUAGAGGAACAAGCAGAUACAAGUGAGAUCGUAAAAGAAGAGCUUUCAAAGCGCGUGGAAAAAAUUGAUAAGACUCCGGCCACCGAACAAAAACCAGAUGAAAAACCAUUCGAAGAAGAAGUCCAGGAAGUUGACGUUGAGGUAGAAAAGAAGGACGAACUUCAAGAGGACGAAGUAGAGGAAUGGAAAAGAAGAAAGGACAAAAAGAAACCUAAAGGCCCGAAAACAAAGAAAGACAAACCUGAAAAAGAGAUAACGACAGAAAAAACGACAGAUAUAAACGAGAUUGUGACCAAAGCAAGCUCUGAAGAAGACGAAGAAGAAGUAAUCACAACUACAGUUACAACGCAAAAGAAAAGGUUGCCAAAAGACAAACCAUUCGAGGAAGAACUGAAGGAAGUCGACAUUCAGCAACCCGAAGAGGAGAAACUUGAACCAAAGGAAACACCAGAAGAGUGGAGACGUAAGAAGGACAAGAAAAAGCGAAAACCAAAGAAGCCUGAACCUGAAGAAACUGCUGACGAUGUUGCAGAAGAGUUGGUACCGACUAGACCGGAGCAGAACGUUCCGGUAUCAGAAGAGGAUGUCACAUCAGAAGACAUCACAGAGAAACCCACCGUCUUGCGCCAACCGGAGGAAAUCGACCUCAAAGAAACCACAGAGCAAAUGACCGUGCAGUCAUUCGAUGAAACCACUGUUACUGAGGAGACAACAACACAAGAAACAGUGGUUCUGGUUGAGGAAGAUGAGGUUGCAGAGCAAGAAGAAACAAUCGCUGACACUACGAUCACUAAAAAGAAGAGGCCAGAGAAACCAGAUAUUCCUGAAGGGACAGACGAAAAGAGUGACUCUCCUGAGAAGCCAUUUGAAGAAGAGGUGCAGGAAACAAAUGUUAGCGUUCCCGAAGAGCAGCCAUUAACUGAAGAGCAGCCAGAAGUCUGGCAAAGAGGAAAGCCCAAAAAGAAAAAGCCAAAACGUCCUGAAAUACCGAAAGAAGCUCCAGAAGAAAGGCCGGAUCAGAAACCAGAAGAGAAACAAGAGGACAAGCCCGAGGUUACCGAUAAGAAGCCCUUCGAGGAAGAGGUCCAAGAGACCGACAUUGGAAUCGAAGAUGAUGAAAAAAUCGCUGAUGAACAGCCUAAGGUAUGGCAAAGAGGCAAACCGAAAAAGAAACCUAAGCGUCCUGCUGCUCCAAAAGAGGUUACUGAUAAGUCAGAGGAAACGACAGAAUUUGUUGAAAAAUCGGAGGUAGAAGAAACACGCGAAGGAGCGGUAGAAGAGCAGCUCAAGGUGGACGUUAUUGACAAGAUUACACAAGAGGAAAGCGAGACUGAAGAAACUGAAGUUGUGACUGAAGUAAAACAAAUUGAAAAGAAAAAGCAAGAGCGUGAACUGCCUAAACCUUCAGAGGAAACAAAACCACAAGAAGAGAUCGAGGGACCGGACGCCCCAGAUCAAAAAGCACUUCAAGAAGAAGUCAAAGAAGCAGACGUUGACAUAGCAGAUGACCAAAAAGUCCAUGAAGAACAACCAGAAAUAUGGCAAAGGGGUAAACCAAAAAAGAAGAAGCCGAAACGUCCUGAGGCUCCUGAGGUACAUGAAGAAAAGCCAGAGACCCCUGAAGAAGCUCCAGAGGCGAAACAUGAGGUGCCCGUACAAAAGGAGGAUAAGCAUGAAUCUCCGCAGGACAAACCACUGGAAGAGGAGGUCCAGGAAGUGGAUGUAGAUGUAAAAGAAGAAAAAGAGAUAAUUCAAGAAGAAGAGGUGUGGCAGAGAGGCAAACCGAAAAAGAAGAAGCCGAAGCGUCCUGAGGCUCCUGAAGCACCCGAAGAAAAGCCGGAAAAGCCUGAGGAGGUUCUUGAGACGACACCUGAGGUGCCUAUACAAAAGGACGAUAAGCCUGAUUCUCCGCUAGACAAACCACUGGAAGAGGAGGUUCAGGAAGUAGAUGUAGAUCUUAAGGAAGAAGAGCAGAUUAUUAAAGAAGAAGAAGAGGUGUGGCAGAGAGGCAAACCGAAAAAGAAAAAACCAAGGCGUCCUGAGGCUCCUAAGGCACCCGAAGAAAAACCGGAAAAGCCUGAGAAAGAUCUCGAGGCGACACCUGAGAUGCCUGUACAAAAGGAGGAAAAGCCUGAAUCUACGGUAGAAAAGCCAGUAGAAGAGGAGGUUCAGGAAGUGGAGGUAGAUGUUAAGGAAGAAGAGCAGGUCAUUAAAGAAGAAGAAGAGGUGUGGCAGAGAGGCAAACCGAAAAAGAAGAAGCCAAAGCGUCCUGAGGCUCCUAAGGCACCCGAAGAAAAGCCGGAAAAGCCUGAGGAAGAUCUCGAGGCGACGCCUGAGAUGCCUGUACAAAAGGAGGAAAAGCCUGAAUCUCCGGCAGACAAACCAGUAGAAGAGGAGGUUCAGGAAGUGGAGGUAGAUGUUAAAGAAGAAGAGCAGGUUAUUAAAGAAGAAGAAGAGGUGUGGCAGAGAGGCAAACCGAAAAAGAAAAAGCCAAAGCGUCCUGAGGCUCCUAAGGCACUCGAAGAAAAGCCGGAAAAGCCUGAGGAAGAUCUCGAGACGACAUCUGAGAUGCCUGUACAAAAGGAGGAAAAGCCUGAAUCUCCGGUAGACAAACCAGUAGAAGAGGAGGUUCAGGAAGUGGAGGUAGAUAUUAAAGAAGAAGAGCAGGUUAUUAAAGCAGAAGAGGUGUGGCAGAGAGGUAAACCAAAAAAGAAGAAGCCGAAACGUCCUGAGGCACCACAGGUGCCCGAGGAACAGCCAGAAUCACAGGUGCCCGAGGAAAAGCCAGAGACCCCUGAAGAAGUUCCGGAGACCAAAGAUGAGGUGCCCGUACGACAGGAGGAUCAACCUGAAUCUUCGCACGACAAACCACUGGAAGAGGAGGUUCAGGAAGUGGAUGUAGAUGUAAAAGAAGAAAAAGAGAUAAUUCAAGAAGAAGAGGUGUGGCAGAGAGGCAAACCGAAAAAGAAGAAGCCGAAGCGUCCUGAGGCUCCUGAAGCACCCGAAGAAAAGCCGGAAAAGCCUGAGGAGGUUCUUGAGACGACACCUGAGGUGCCUAUACAAAAGGACGAUAAGCCUGAUUCUCCGCUAGACAAACCACUGGAAGAGGAGGUUCAGGAAGUAGAUGUAGAUCUUAAGGAAGAAGAGCAGAUUAUUAAAGAAGAAGAAGAGGUGUGGCAGAGAGGCAAACCGAAAAAGAAAAAACCAAGGCGUCCUGAGGCUCCUAAGGCACCCGAAGAAAAACCGGAAAAGCCUGAGAAAGAUCUCGAGGCGACACCUGAGAUGCCUGUACAAAAGGAGGAAAAGCCUGAAUCUACGGUAGAAAAACCAGUAGAAGAGGAGGUUCAGGAAGUGGAGGUAGAUGUUAAGGAAGAAGAGCAGGUUAUUAAGGAAGAAGAAGUGUUGCAGAGAGGUAAACCGAAAAAGAAGAAGCCGAAGCGUCCUGAGGCUCCUAAGGCACCCGAAGAAAAACCGGAAAAGCCUGAUGAAGUUCUGGAGACAACACCUGAGACGCCCAUACAAGAGGAGGAUAAGCCUGAAUCUCCGCUAGACAAACCACUGGAAGAGGAGGUUCAGGAAGUGGAUGUAGAUGUUAAAGAAGAAGAGGAGAUAAUUCAGGAAGAAGUGUGGCAGAGAGGUAAACCGAAAAAGAAGAAGCCGAAACGUUCUGAGGCUCCUAAGGCACCCGACGAAAAACUGGAAAUGCCUGAUGAAAUUCUGGAGACGACACCCCAGGCGCCUAUACAAAAGGAGGACAAGCCUGAAUCUCCGCAAGACAAACCACUGGAAGAGGAGGUUCAGGAAGUGGUUGUAGAUGCUAAAGAAGAAGAGAAGAUAAUUCAGGAAGAAGAAGUGUGGCAGAGAGAUAAACCGAAAAAGAAGAAGCCGAAGCGUCCUGAGGCUCCUAAGACACCCGAAGAAAAACCGGAAAAGCCUGUUGAAAUUCUUGAGACGACACCUGAGGCGCCUUUACAAAAGGAGGAUAAACCUGAAUCUCCGCUAGACAAACCACUGGAAGAGGAGGUUCAGGAAGUAGAUGUGGAUGUUAAAGAAGAGGAGCAGAUUAUUAAGGAAGAAGAAGAGGUGUGGCAGAGAGGCAAGCCGAAAAAGAAGAAGCCAAAACGUUCUGAGGUACCUGAGGUACCCGAGAAAAAGCCUGAAGCCCCUGAAGAAGUUCCAGAGACGACACCUCGGGUGCCUGAAGAAAAGGAGGAAAAGCCUGAAUCUCCGCAAGAAAAACCACUGGCAGAGGAGGUUAAGGAAGUAGAUGUUGAUGUUGAAGAAGAAGAGCAUAUUUCUAAAGAACAAGGAGAGGUGUGGCAGAGAGGUAAGCCGAAAAAGAAGAAACCGAAACGACCUGAGGCUCCUAAGGCACCCGAGGAAGAGAUAGAAAGGCCCGAGGAAGUUCUUGAGACGAAACCUGAAGUCCUAAGUAAACCACAGGAAGCACCAAAGGCUCCUGAAGAAAGGCCAUUAGAAGAGGAGAGUAAAGAGGAAGACACUAUGGUUUCUGGAGAUCAACCAAUAGUUGAAGAACAGCCUGAGGUGUGGAAGAGAGAAAAGAAAAAGAAACCGAAGAAACCGAAACAUACUGAACAAGCAGCACCGGAUGAAAUUGCCGCAGAAGACAUUCCACUGGAUGAAGACGUGAUUCCAGAGGCUCCCACUACUGAGAAGCCUGAAGAUGAAAAACCAAAAGAAAUCAAGAAACCGGAAGAUGAUAAGCCUGAGUGGCAAGAGGCUAAAUUAAAACCAACCAAGAAGCCCAAGCAGUUACCAAAACAGCCCGAGGAACAGUUGGAACAGGUGCAGCUAAAGCCAGUCAAAAAGCCCGAGGAACUAGAGAAGGUCGAGGUUGAAGAAGUCCAAGUGACUACCAUAAAGCAAAAGUUUAAGGAAAGGAAGCCAAAGCAGCCAGACGAAGAAGUCGAAGAACUGCCAAUAGAAAAAUUAGACGAGGAGACGGCGCGGCGCAAGAUCAGCACGCUGGAGGCGUUCACACAGGAGGAGAUCACCGUCGGCAUGAGCGUCGACGAGGUGCGCCAGUUCAUCGUGGAGCGCGAGACCGCCGAGCGCAAACUCUCCGAGGUGACGGCACCCGUGGUGCAGGAGAUCACGCCCGAGCUGCUGGAGCAGGAGCUCAAAAAGGUUACCGCCGAAAAGGUCGUGGCAGAGACCAAGCUGGCAGUGAUGCAGUCCUACACUGUGAACGAGAUCACUCCACAGACCACUGUGGAUGAGCUGAAGGCCUUCGUCGACGAACGGCACGAGGCCGAGCAGGUGUGGAACACGGUCGAGACGCUGGAGAUUGUCGAGCCGGCGCAACAGCACAUCACCGAGGAGAUCAAACAGAUCAAACAGGACUGCGCCGUGGCCGAGGUGAAGCUCGACCUCACCGAGGGCUUCCAGGUGCAGGAGCUGCGGCCCGAGCUCACCACCGACCAGCUGGAGACGUUCAUCACUGAACGGCGUGACGCACAGCGGCGCAUCUCCACGGUGGAGUCGCUGGCCGUGCAGGAGGCUGCGCCCGAGGAGGUGGCCAAGGACCUGACGCAGCUGCUCACCGUGGAGGAGAAGUCGGCCAAGAUCAAGCUGGACCUGCUCAACACCUACUCGGUGCAGGAGGUCACCACCGACACCACGGCAGAGGAGACCAAGACGUUCAUCGAGGAGCGGCAUGAGGCUGAGCAGGUGCUGACUACGGCACUCCAGACGGUGGAGUCGACCGAGGUCAGUCCGGCCUUCGUCACGUCCGAGAUCGAGCACAUCCGCACGGAGAAGGUGCAGGCGCUCCAGCACCUGCAGGAGGUCCAGCCACAGGCCGUACAAGAGAUGGAGACUCUCCUGCAGACCACCGUCGAACUCAAAAAGUUCAAGUAUGUGACGGAAUUGGCAAAGGAAACGUCCGAGGCGACUACAGAGAAGGUCACUGCCACCAAAACCGAAACAACUGUGAAAGACAAGAAAAAGACGCUGAAGCCGCGGACUGCUUCCGUAGAGCGUCUGCCAGAGUUCCCCGCUGAGUCCUCUCCUGAGGAUUUCACUCCAGAGUCCCGGCGGGAGGCGAGCGCAAGGACGGGGGUCGUCGAGCAGCAGGCCGUCAUCACCGACGAGGCUAGACCUGAAGACGUCCAAGGAACAGUCGACGAACUCAAAGCUGCGCCAGCAACAGCCCGUACCGAGAUACUCGAGCAACAGUCACUUCUCAGUUCCGAGGUGUGCAUAGACGAGAGAGAGGAUACGGUGGCGCCGUUCAAGGCUGGAGAACAGGUUCCUGAGACGACCACGGAGCUCGUCAUGAGACACACGGCACUGCUCACAGAUGUUGGUACACGGGAGGAAACAGAAGAGUACUCGCCAGAACAGCCGACCACCGCAUCUCCAAGGGAACAGUUAAUUGGUCUCGAAGCACCAGUUCGAGAGCAAGUAGAGCUGGGAGAAGUUGAGAGUGAUUUCGAUCAGAAACAGCUUCCGGAGCAGAAACAGGCAACUGAACGACAAGAGCUGGCUCAGAGUAAAGUUGUAGAAUCGGAGGACAUCACCAGCUUCGAAGCUGAAGAACAGUUCAUCACAUCAAAGCCUUCGGAAGAAAAACAGCCUAAGAUGACCAUGGUCGAGCAGAUUGGAGUUCAGGGAAUUGAAGAAAUCGUUCAUGACAAAGAGGGGAAGGUUAGCGAUGAGGUAGCGCCUACAGAACAGAAAGCUGCCUUGGAUGUCGUCCCCCAGCAGAAUAUCAUUACAUCAGAAGUAAAAGCUACGGAACAAGGCACCGACUACAAGGAAACAGACGUUAAACCAGUUUCAGCUGAAUCCAGCAUUCUGGAGAUGGAGUCCAUGCAGGGUGAAGUGACACAGACCGUAGAAACGGAAACUGAUUUUGCUCCAGGAGAGCUCAAUCUGAAGAAACCGACAGUGCGUCUUAACAUCGUUGAAAAACGUUCCGCACAAACAGAAAAUAUUUUGGUCGGUGAAUCGGAGGACACCUUCACACCCGGCAAGCUAAAUGAAGUACAGCCAAAAAGUUCUUUCGCCGAGCAGGAAUCUGUGCAAAUUACUGAAGUUGCCCCGGAUUCGCAAACAGGGGAAUAUGUCGUUGGCGAUAAACCAGGCGAGAGAAGUGCUGACGUCUGUUUGUCUCCUAUUGAACCUGUCAUAACGCAAGACGCAAAAUCAGAAGAAACUGAGAAGGACUUCGACAAGUUUGUGUAUCCAACAGAGAUGGCAAAACAGACUAUUCCCGAGCAAAAGAGCACUGCUAUUUCUGAGAUCACAACGGGCGAGACUGAGUCAGAAUAUGCUCCUGAUGUCAUGCCAGAGCUACAAGAACUGAAAGAAGUGGUUGAGCUUAGGGAGCGCAAGACGGCGAUUGCACAAGAUAUUGUGACGGAAGAGAGAGAAGGUGACAAAGAGAACUUCGUGGCAAAGUCUGUGCGCGUUGAGGGUCGCAUUUCGCCACUUGAAGGUCUCAUUGUAUCUGAGGCUCAGCCAGAUUCUGAUGAGGAUACGUUUGAUCAGAAGCCUCUUCCGAAAACCGUUGAUGCGCAAGUGGGCUUCACAACAGAACAAGCCUAUGAUACGACAGAAAUAACCACCCAAGAAGCUGAAGAAAAAUUCGAAAGCACACUGGAGCAAAAGGUUACAGCCCUAGACUCCAUUAUCCCCCAGGAAUCUACUGUUUCCAGCGAGAUCAUAACAAACGAGCUUGAAGAAGAAUAUCGCCCUCAACAACUACCACAAACUGUUGAACUCAUUCCCUCCACUAAUCUUGUGUCGCAAAAGGCAGCGUCGACAUAUGAGGCCGAGAUUGAUGAGAAGGAGGAAUGGUACGACAUCCAGGAGGAACAAAUGAGACAGCCGACCUUAUCAACGAUUAACCAGACAAGCAUUCUCGUUUCAGAGAUUGUUACAGAUCAAAGCGAAACCGAUUUCAACCCUGAAGUUUUACCGAAAACUACUACAGCAAGCCUUGACGUUUCCACGUUUAGUCCCUUGGAAACAACAACUACCCAGAUAACAGAUAAAACUGAAGAUUGGUCGGCACCGGAGACGAAACAGCGUAAUGCUACAACUACGAUGCUAGAGCAGACCUCGGUGGAUGUAUCCCAGGUCGUGGAGGAUGAACGAGAGGGUGAGUUCAAGCCUGGUAUGCUACCGACCACAUCAGAAGCUACUGAGCAGCUGAUAUUUGAUCAGUAUAAGGCUCCACAGGUCAGCCAGCCGGAGACAGAAGAAAGAGAGGAGUGGUACGAUGCCGAAGAAGUUGACAUUCGACAGUCGAGAGUUGAGGUAAUCGAACAGCGCACGUUGCAAAUUUCGCAAGUCAUAACUGACGAUAGGGAGGACGAGUUUACACCAGACCUAGCGCCAAAGAACAGACAUGCAUCGCUCCAAGUUUCACCAAUGGAGCCUACUGCGGUCGAAGAAGCACUUCCAAAUGAGAAGGAAGAAACCUUUGAGACAAAGCCUGACCUCGGAGUUACCGCUGGUGUCGAGGUAAUUCAACAGGUGCCACUGCUCACUGAGCAAACCGAUGCAGCUGAACGUGAGGACGUUCUUCAAGAGCAGAAGACUCCAAGUGGAGCAAAAGCAUCGGUUGAAACGGAAACACCAUGGACGCGAGCACCCACCAUCGGACAAACAGAGCAAGCUGAAACAACGGAAGAAUACUCCUCUGAGCAGGUCACAAGGAAAAAGCCAGGCAUUUCGAUCUUAGAGCAGGACUCAAUCCAAGUCACCGAAUCAGUUGUUGAGGAAAAAGAAGAAGAAACAGAGACAUUCCAAAAGCCAAAAGAAAAGGAAGCGAAGGUAGGAUUCUCUCUCCAGGAAACGCUGUCAACAUCUGAGACGUUAGCUGAUGAGCAAGAAAAACCUUUCGAGAGCAAGCCCGAUUUGGGAGUACGUGCCACAGACAGCAUUACAGGGCAGCCUGUGGCAGAAACCUCAGAAACACAGACAUCAGAAGAAACUGAAAUUCACAAAGAUGCUGUUUUGGAUACAUCUGUAGCAAAAGAGUCGACAAACCUCGUGGAAAUGCGCUCAGCUAUUUCCCACCAGCAAAUCACAGAGGAAAGAGAAGAUACUUUCAAAACUCCUGAAACGAAGCAAGUCAGGCCCACUGAGGAGAUUUUGGGGCAUGAAACAGUUGAAGUAACUGAGGUAGCUCCGGAGACUAAAGAAGUUGAAUUCCAGCCAGGUGAACUUCCAAAUAAAAAAUCAGCCAACGUCAAAUUCGACUCUCAGGUUGCAAUAGCGAGAGACGAAGUAACCAUUACUGAGGCAGAGGAGGAAUUUACACCAACUGAAUCUAAGCAGCGUACCGCACAUCCUCAGGUUGACGAACAGAUAACCACUAUUGUUUCAGAGACGCUGACCGAGGAGGUGACGGAGGAUGCUACAACAACCCUGCCAACUGGUCAAACGAUCGAGGGCAAGCCUACCAUCACAUCUAGAGCCGUCACAACAACUUCAGAAGUAACAGCAGAUGACACUGUCGAAGAUUAUGACAUCACCCAGAUCGUGCAGAAAACUGCGAAACCUUCUAUUGACGAACAGAGAGGUGUGGAAAUACAAGAAGUUCGUCCUGACGAUACUGAAACCUCAUUGGAGGAGUUUGUUACUAACUCUAAACAGGCUUCCGUUGACUUUGAGCUUAAGAAGGCUCCAGUCACUGAUGAAACAAGGACGGUCGAAACGGAAGAAACAUACACCUCCGAAUCCAUUGGAACAGCUACCGCAAAGGGAUCUUUCGUGGAAAAGAAGACCAUAAAUGUUAAGCAGACCAUACCCGAGGACAGAGAAGAGACGUUUGAAAGUCCUUCCACAACAGUGGCUAAGCCAACUGAAUCCAUGGCGCCUGAAGACCGCGAAGCGCCCGUCCUUUAUCAGCAACAUCCCGAAGAGAAGGAAGGUACAUUCGCCGACAAAUAUGAAGGCAUUACUGUUAAGCCAAAAACGGUGAUAACCGAAAGAAAAACUGUGGUCACCGCUGAUAAUACAACUGAUGAGAAGGAAGAGACAUUUGACAUCACUUCACCAAAGGAUAGGCAGGCGAGACCAACGGUUGACGAACACCAAAGCGUGGUCGUACUAGAAACAAAGCCCACUGACAGGGAAGAGAGCCUCGAGGACUUCAAGUUCCAAGGAAAAUCUGCAAAUGUUGACUUCGAAUUACAGCAGGCUCCAGUGUCAGGAGUCACAACAACCGAUGAGUCCGAAGAUGUCUUCACAUCAACACCCUACAGAACCGAAACAGCGGACGGGGUAAUAAUCACACAAAAAGAAACAGUAACUGUCAAACAAGCUAUCACAGGGGACACCAGUGAAGACUUUGAUGUUUCACUUCCCUCUGGCAAAACACUGUCGGCAUCGAUGGUGCCGGAAGACCGCCAAGCAGCCGUUGGAUUCGGUGUUGAAGUCGAAGAAAAGGAAGUGACGUUCACCGACAAGCCGGAGGGAAUUAAAGUCACUCCAAAGACAGUAAUGACUGAGCGCACAUCUGCUGUUAGCUCAGAGCCUGUUACAGAGGAACAUGAAGAUACCUUUGAGUCAGUUAAACCCAAAGACAGAAAGGCCAAGCCAGCUGUGGAUGAGACUAGGGGAGUUGAAGUUACUGAAGCAGCACCCACAGAGCUUGAAGAUUCUUUGGAUGAAUUUACUGUCAACAAAAAGAAGGCAAAUAUUGGUUUCGAAAUUCAGCAAGCUCCCACGCAAGCAGAGGUGCGACCAGCCGAAUUAGAGGAUACAUAUCAAACCAGAGUCACCAAAACAGAAACAGCAGAAGGUACUGUGAUAACAACAGAAACAAUCACUGUCAGUCAAACGGUGACAAGUGACAGAGAAGCUGACUUCACGGUUAACCUCCCGAAGGACGCGAAACCGGGACAAACUAUGACUCCUCAGGACAGACAGACUGCUGCUACACUUGUCAUCACCCCAAAUGAAAAGGAGGAUGACUUUACUGAGACUACUCAAGAAUUCACAAUAAAACCAAAGGCGGUGCAGCCCGACCGAAAGACUGCAACAAAAUCCGAUGAAUUUGUCGAUGAGCACAUCAUUGAACUUGACCAAACGAAGCCAGUAGCUGUCAAGGCCAGGAAGUCUUCAGUUGAUGAGCUGGUGACGGCAUCAGAAGGAAUAGUCCAGGAGGAGGAAUCGGUUAUAGUGGAGCAAGAGGUAGUGGACUCUAAAGGCAAACGAAAACGUUCGAAACAGGAGCGUCGACGAGAAUCUGUUGAAGAAAUUCGCCGUGGCUCAGUCACUGAAAUUCGUAGAGGUUCUUUGGAUAUGACAAUACAAGAAGUCCAUGAUGACGAUAUAAGCAUAUCUGAAGAAGUAACCAUACAGCCGACGAUAACCGAAGAAGAUGACGUUCUCAUUACGGAAGGGGAUGGUAUGGAUACGACCCGAAGGGUGGUAAAUGAAGAAAAGGAUGGAAAGAAAAGAAAGGUCGUCAUUCAUACGUUUGCCAGCAAACCAACGGAUAACACCAACAUAGAAGAGAUAGAAACAGUUACACAUAAAACAGAAGAAGAGGUUGUUGAGCAUACCAUCGAUAUUCAACUGGUGGAUGAAGAGUCCGACGAAACUGUUACUGACUUCACGGUCAAGAAGAAGAAAAAGAAACCAACUAAAGAAAAGACAAAAGAAACAAAAGGUCCGGAACCUGUUGAAGAAACACAAGAAGAAACAGCAGUACUAAAGAAACAGCCAAAGACAACAGACCAGGACAAAGAAAAGACGGAUCAUGAUGUUGAACACACAAUUGAUAUACAAAUGGUCGAUGAAGAAACAGAUGAAACCAUCACUGACUUGACGAUAAAAAAGAAGAAAAAGAAACCAGCGAAAGAUAGAAAAGAGGAUACGACGGCUCCAGAGCCCGUCGAAGAUACACAGGAAGAGACAGUGGUGCUGAAAAAGAAGCCAAAGAAGGAAGGACCAGAUACAGAAACUGAUACAGAAACUGACAACAAAGUAGUUUUGAAGAAAUCCAAAAAGCCAAAAGAUGCGAAUGAAGAAGAAACCACGUUCGUUGUUCAGACUAUUCCUCAAAAAGAGGACCUCAAAAUAACAGAAGUAGAUAAUACAACGACAACGGAAACAAUCAUCAGCCAGGACAUCACCGAAGAAGUCGAAGUGGAAGAGGAAAAGACAAUCAAGUCCAAGCGCCCGAAGAAACCUAAGGCCAAAAAGCCAACAGAGCAAACACCAGAAGAUCAGGCCGUAGUUACUGAAGAAACUACGCCUACAAAAGAGGUGACGAUGAGUGUGACUGAUCAGAAUGUGGACGAGACGACGGAAGACAUCGUCGAAGAGACGACAACUGAGUUCAUGGUCAAGAAACCGAAGAGAACCAAGCCUAAGAUAUCUGAGGCUGAUGAGUCACAUGUGACCGAACUCAUAGAUGACAAAGAGGAAUCGACAACAAUCAAGCUGAAGAAAAAACGCAAACCAAAGCAAGGGGAAGACACCGUCAGAGAGGAAUUUACGGUGAAAACAAAGGAAGCAGACACACAGGAAGAGGAGUUCACUGUGAUCCAGCAGACCGACGAAGACGUUACCGAAAUGGAAACAACAGACGUCACGAUCAAAAAGAAACCAAAGAAAAAGAAGCCUUCAAAGGAUAUUAAGAUAGAUGAGAAGGAAGGUCAGGAAACAACCGACGAUGCCGUUGAGUUCUGGGUGAAUUGGGAAUAUGCAAAGGCAAUACAGCGUGUACACCACGAAGAACUUCAAUGGGCUCGAACAUCAGGAGUUGAUUUCUCAGAAACGCCCGAACAAACUACCAUCCGCAAGAAGAAAGUUCGGUUCAUUCAAAAGGGAUCUGAAGAGCCCAUUGAAAUUGUUGAGGAGGUUUUAGAAGACAUUCCAGCAGAGGAAACCGAAGAACAGGAAACAAAGAAACCAAAGAAGAAAUCAGCAAAGCGAGAACUAGUUACACAAGAAUCCCUGCAAAAUGAGGAAAUAAUUACUAGUGAAUAUCCAGAACAAGAUGAUAAAGAAGAAGUCCCAACAGAAGUGGCGGAGCCGCGUCUUGACACAACUGACGACGCUGUUACAGUAUCUGCAGCUGAUGUUGAGGAAACAACACAAGUAUUGCCACAAAAGAAACCAAAAAGAUCAAAAGCAGACAAAACACAAGAUGUGCUGCAGCCAGUGGUCACUGAGGAACAAGUUACUCAAGAAACACCUGAAGAGCUUGAAGAGCUUAGAAAACCGGAUGAAAAAGCUAUCACAGGCAUUUCCCCUGAUGAUCUACAAACAGCGGUGUCCAAAUCAAAAACCGACACGCAGGAAGCUCCUCGGGAAAAGCCGGAAAAGAAAAAGAAACCAAAAACUAAAGUGCAAAAACCAACCGAUGAGAAAGAGGACGAAGAUCAGCCACAGGAGGAAGUUUCAGCUCAGCAACCUUCCGCUGAGGAGGAGCCUAAGACAAAGAAGAGCAAACGGCCAAAGAGUCGACCAAAGGAUGUUUCUGAGGCAGUUCCCGAAGACCAAGUGCCUGACAAGCCAGAACAAAAGCCUAUUGAGGAGUCGCUUCAGAAGCACACUGAGGGCACUGACACCGUUGCAGAAGAGAUAGUGGAAGAGAUUACGACAGCGCCCAUAAUAACGGAUAGCGCAAAGGAGCUCUCUGAAGAGGACAGCCUGGUUGUCGCAGCUGAAGAGCAGAAACCCAAAAUGGAGCAAAUAGAAGAAAGUGUUACGGUAGAGACAAAGCGAGUGAAGAAGCCAAAAGCGAAGAAGCGACCUGAUGAGAAACCAGUCGACAAGUCUGAUGACGUGAAAGAAAGCGCAAGUGUACGCUUACCAGACCAGGAGACGCCGAUCGAAGAAACAUCUGUAACCGUUGAUGUCCCUGAAGAUGAGCAACCAUUAGAUGAGAUCACCGAACCAGAAGCAGUGACAGUAAAAACACCAAAGGGAAAGAAAAAGAAACCAGUGGUAACAGAGGAAACUGAAGAGGUUGUUAAGCUACAAAAGAAAUCUAAGGUCCACAAGACUGAGGAUGAAAUUGAAUCUGAGACUAUAGAUACUGAGGUAACGCUUAGGCGAGCGUCGAUAGAAAAGCCUCAGGAAUUGACUGAAGAUCAGGAAACAGUGUUUGAGAUCACUGCCAAAGACACUGAAGAAGAUGCUGAGGCAACGGAAGUAACGCCUGACAAUUUGCCUGAGGCCGCUGAAAGCAUUACAAUAAUCAAAAAGGGUAAAACUAAAAAGCACAAACCAAAGGAACCGACUACAGAAAAGCCAAUCGAAGAGGGAGAACAAAAGCCGGAAGAGUCACUCCCGGAAGAACCAGAGGAGGUUUCGAUAAAACUUGCCAAGCAAAAACCUGUAGUCAAAGAAGAAGUGGGUGAGGAGGUAACACUCAAGAAGAAAAAGCCAAAGAAACGCGUUCCAGAGACAGAUCAGGAGGUAGUCGCAUCAUCAACAACACUGAAAAUUAAACGUCCUGAGGAUGACGUUGAAGCAGAAGCGACUUUACCCGAAGAUCAAGAGGUAGAGUUCGAGCUACCACAAAAGACAAGGACUGAAAGCCCUCUGGAGGACGUUGAAGAUGAAUCUGCUGAGGCGCAAGUUGUUAUUAAGAAGGUAAAAACCCCAGAUGAUGUCGAGAAGGUGGAAGAAGAAGUUAUUGAAGAAAUCAUCAAAAAGAAAAAGCCCAAAAAGAAGCGAACUGUCGUUCAUGAGCCCGAAACCGAGACCUUACUGAAAAGACGUGAUUCUUCAGAAGAUGACGUAAAGGCGGACGCAGUUUUCGGAAAGCCAGAUAAAGAAUUUGAUGACGUUCAGGAAGAGUUCGUCAUAAAAAGGCCAAAGAAAAAACCAUCAACAGUAGAAGAGCCUGAAGAAGCCAUUACCCUGAAGCAAAGGAAACCCAAAAAAUCAAUCGAUUCCGCAGAACAGGAAAUAACAUCAACGGACAUCACUGUAAAACGUAUUGAAGAGACUGUUGAAGAGCACUUCGAAGACCAAGACACUCAGUUUGAAUUUAAGACAAGUAAAACGCAGGAGGUCAGCGACACCGAACAGCCGGACGAAGACGCAGAAGCAAGCGUCCGAAUCAAGAAGAUCAAAAAGGGUGACAAGCCGCACAAGAAACGUCAUAUCCCCUUCGCUUCACUGGACGACGAGGAGCAAGUUCGCAUCGAGCUCGCUAAGAGUGCGUCUCAGGAAACAGUUGAGACGGUCUUCUUCCACGACAUGCCCUCAGUAGCAGAUGACAUCAGCGAAGACGUUGAGUUGGCUCUGCCGAGACGUCGAAAGCCUGAGUAUAAGGUGGAAGACGUUGAGACCGAAUUUGGUGUCAAAGCACCGCGCAAAAAACGCGAGCCGCAAGACGACUCAGCUGACGGUGCAAGUCGUACCGUUCGGCAAACGUUUAAAAUGAAGCUGCGUCAGGAUACCAUAGGCGCUGUGCCGGGCUCUCCUGGCUCAUCUGUGGGCGAGGAAUUCGAUUUCAGGUUGACUCCCGUUCCGGACAAGGAGGCGCCAGUCUGGAGCGAGGACAGCGAGGACGCGUCGCUGCAGCUUAAGCUGCGACCCAAAAAGAAAGUGGCUGAGGAGACGACAGCCCUCGAGGUGACCGAGGGUGACACCUUCUACGCGGUGUCCACCUAUGUGGCCGAGUCGGACGAGACUAUGCACCUGGUGGAGGGAGAACGCGUCUACAUCCUCGAGAGCCACAACAGCGACUGGUGGUUCGUGCGCAAACACCUGACCGAAGAGGCCGGCUGGGUACCCGCCUCGUACCUCAAGAACGAGGACGAGUACAACCACUACGUGCAGCGCAAACUGAGCGAGAAGAUCGGAAAACUGCCCGUCUUCGAAGCGCCCAAGACGGGCCAGAAGUCGAAGGCGCCUCGCUUCACGGAGAAGCUGCAGCCGGUGAACGUGGUGGACGGCGCGGUGGUGCAGCUCGAGUGUCGGGUCGAGGGCGAGCCCAGGCCUACCAUCACCUGGUUCCGCCAGACCGCCAUCAUUAAACCCUCCACCGACUUCCAGAUGUUCUACGACGACGACAACGUGGCCACGCUUAUCAUCAAGGAGGUGUUCCCCGAGGACGCCGGCACGUUCACAUGCGUGGCCAAGAACGAGGCCGGCUUCAGCAGCUGCUCUGCGGACCUGGUGGUGGAGGCGCCGCUCUCCGAUCACGGAUCGGACGUCACCCUCACCAGCCGCCGCAGUCUCAGCAGGGAGUCGUCGCUCUGUGACAUCCUCGAGGGCAUCCCGCCCACGUUCAGCCAGCGCCCCAAGACUCGCACCGUCCAGGAGGGCGACGACGUCGAGCUGGAGUGCCGUCUGGUGGCCGUGCCCGAGCCGGAGGUCCAGUGGCUCCUCAACGGCCGGCCCGUCAAGGAGUCCAAGCGGGUCACCAUCACCACUCAGAGCGACAUGCACAUGUACUGCCACUUCAUCCGCAUCCGCGGCGCCAAGACCAAGGACGAGGGUCUGUACGAGAUCGUCGCCAUCAACCGGGAGGGCGAGUCGGCCAACACCAUCACUCUGGCCGUGGAGCCACGCGGCGAGAAGCAGCCGCCCGAGCUCGUGCAGCCGCUGCAGCCGCUCGUCGUCACCGAGAACGCGCGCGCGACGUUCGUGGCGCGGAUCAGCGGAAAGCCGCAGCCGCGUGCCACCUGGUUCACUGGGAAACACCCGCUGACGCCCGAGAUGCUGGCCAACAGCGAUGUGACGGUGACCCAGGAGGGCGACGUGUACUCGCUGCACAUCCCGCGCUCGCACCGCAGCGACGCCGGAGAGUACACCCUGCUUGCAGAGAACGCCGCCGGCUCCGCCAAGACGACCGCCACGCUCGUGGUGCAAGAGUCUCAGCUGGAGCCACCCAUGUUCAUCGAGCGUUUCACCGACGUCCGUGUGGCCGAGAAGAAGCCGAUCCGGCUGACGGCCAAGGUGGUCGGCAACCCGCGUCCCGAGGUCACUUGGUACAGGAACGGCAAGAAGCUGAAGUCGGGCAAGACGACGUCCAUCACGCACGUGGGCGAGGAGACCACUCUGGAGGUGCACGAGAGCCGCGUGGAGAAGGACGCCGGCGAGUACAAGUGCGUGGCCGUCAACCAGAACGGCAAGGCCACGCACCAGGCCCAGGUCGACAUCGACGCCGACGUCGUGAGAUUCGUGAAAGACCUGGAGGACUUUGACGUCGAGGAACGGUCAACGGUCGCCCUCGAGUGUCAGACGUCACAAGAGGUCAAGGUCACGUGGAAGCGUGGCAAGAAGGUCAUCAAGGAGUCGGACAGAUACGAGAUCACACACGUGGGCAAGACGCACCGUCUGAUCGUGCACGACGUGGUGAUGGCGGACGCCGGAGAGUACACGUGCAGCACGGACGGCGCCGAGACCCAGUGCAAGGUCAACGUCAAAGAGGGCGGCCCGUUCUUUGUGGAGAAGCUGACCGACAUCGAGGUGAAGGAGCAGGAGACGGCGGCUAUCAGCGUCACCGUCAGUUCACCCACUGCCAGGGUCGUCUGGCACAAGGACGGCGCCGCCAUCAGCGAGGACAACGGACAGUACGAGUUUAUCGCCGAGGGCGUGUCGCGCCGACUGGUGCUGCGCUCCGCGACGGUACACGAGGAGGGCGAGUACACGUGCUCGCUCGACGACCAGGAGUGUACCUGCGAGGUGACAGUCGUCGAACUGCCCCCGGUGCUCACCAAGAAGAUGACCGACACCACCGUCACCCGCGGCGAGCGGGCCAUCUUCGAGGUGGCGCUCACCAAGGGUGACGCGUUGGUGCAAUGGUUCUUCAACGGCAAAGAGAUCAAGUUCUCUGAGCACAUCCAGCUGGGCAUCGACGGCAAGCGCCAGAGGCUGAUGGUGUACCAGGCGACUUCUGAGGAUGCCGGCACCUACACCUGUCGCAUCGGAGGCGACUCCUGCACUGCCAAUCUCACCGUGGAAGAGCCGACGGUGGAGUUCAUCGGGCGUUUGCCGGAGAAGGUGGAGGCGCCCAAGGACACCACGGCCUCGUUCACCGUAGAGCUGAGCGACGCCUCCGUACCGGUCACCUGGCUGAAGAACGGCGAGCCCGUCACGGAGUCGGACUCGUGCACGAUCCUGGUGGACGGUCCGCGGCGCACCCUGCUGCUGAAGGAGGUCCAGUCCUCGGACGAUCGCACCGAGAUCACGUGCACGGCCGGCAACGUCAAGUGCACCAGCAAACUCAGGGUUACCGUGGUCCAAAUGCAGCCGAAGAUCCGCGAGGACCAGCUGAAGACGGAGUACCUAGUGAGGAGAGGAGAGGACAUCAAGAUAACUGUACCAUUCCGCGCCGCUCCGCCGCCCAAGGCCGAGUGGCACCACAACAGGAAGACCAUCAAAAAGUCGAGAAAGUACCUGCCGACUAUCACCGAGUCCGAGGCGUGUAUCACAGUGAAGCAGGUGGAAGACUCCGACUGCGGCACCUACACGCUCAAACUCGGCAACGAGGUCGGAGACAUCUUCAUCAACAUCUCACUCAAAAUCAUGGAGACGCCGUCGAAGCCGGGUCGUCCGGAGCCGGUGCAGGUCACGGACGACUCUGUCACCCUGCACUGGACCCCGCCUCAGACGGACGGCUGCUCGCCAAUCACAAACUACUGCAUCGAGUACCAGCUCAAACAGCAGAAAACGUGGACCAAGUUCGAGGAGACGACGAUCGUCAAGGAGACGACCCGGACGGUGACCUCCCUGACGACCAGCUCCGAGUACCGCUUCCGCGUGUACGCCCUCAACGACAUCGGCGCCAGCGAGCCGUCAGAAGAGUCCGAGUUCAUCAAAGUCAAAAAGCCGGUCGCUCCGGAGCGGCCCACCGUGGUGGAGGACCUGAAGGAUGUGGUGGCCGGACUCGCCGAGAAGGUCACCCUCCGCUGUGUCAUCACCGGCGUCCCGGAACCAGACAUCCGGUGGACGCGUAAUGGUAAGCCGGUGAAGAGCCGGAAGGUUCAGUACGACCAGCACGUGGCCACGCUGACCCUGGAGGACACCACGGAGAAGUCUGCCGGCACCUACACCUGCUACGCCUCCAACUCGGCCGGCGAGGUCGAGACCAGCUGCAUGGUCCAGAUCCAGGAGCCGCCGUCUCUGGAGUAUGAGCCGGCUCUGAAGGAGCAGCGGCUGGCAGUGGGAGCGAGUUGGACGGUCAGGGUGCGGGCCCGCGGCAUCCCGCGCCCCUCGCUGCAGUGGUACCGCGGCGAGCAGCUGAUCACCUCCUCUGAGCGGCUGGAGGUGCGCACAGAGUCCGACAGCACAGAGAUCACCAUCAGCCGGCUGGAGCGAGACGACUCGGCGCCCUACCGACUGGUGGCCACCAAUGACGUGCGGACGGUCACAGAGGAGUUCACACUCCGGGUACUCGAUUACAGUCGACGCUCUAUGAGUCGAACACGAUCCAGUAGUUUGGAGAGCAUCGACAAACCCAGCCGACCGGAGGGUCCCCUGCUGGCCCGGGUGGCCGACCAGGAGUCGGUGACCCUCGACUGGCAGCCCCCGGCCGACGACGGAGGGUGUGAUGUGGCCGGAUACUUCAUCGAGAAGUUCGACAGCAAGAAACAGACGUGGACCAAAGUUGCCGACAUCGUUGGCGACAUCCUCAGUUACUGCGUACAAGACCUGCUGGAGGGACACGAGUACUUUUUCCGGGUGUACGCCUUCAACGUGUUCGGCAACUCGGAGCCGCUCGAGACAGCGGAGGCGGUCGUCGUCACGAAACCAUUCGCGCUGCCGUCCGCUCCGGUGGGUCCGUUCGAAGUAUCCAGCAUGGGUGACACAUCUCUGACCCUGUGCUGGCAAGAGCCCGAGUCGGACGGCGGGGCCGCCAUCGUCGAGUACCUCGUCGAGAGGAGAAACGUCGGAAAGAAGGCCUGGCAGAAGGUGGGCACCACCGACUGCGAAACGCUCAGGAUUGACGUCACGGGCCUGAAGAAGAACAUGCAGUACAACUUCCGCGUGUCGGCACGGAACGCGGUGGGCGCCGGCCCGCCGCUCGCGCCAGAGGAGGCCAUCACCGUCGGCAAACGGCUCACGCCUCCGUCACCGCCGACAAACCUGACGGUCUCAGACGUGACGAGUCGCAGCGUGACACUGCAGUGGGCCCCGCCCACCAACAUGGGAGGAGCCAAUCUCACAGGAUACAUCAUUGAGCGCCAGGCGGCUGGCGACUCCACCUGGGAGAAGGUGGUCACGCUGGACAGCUCCGUCACCCUCUACUGUAUCUCGAACCUGCGGGAGAAGUCGUCCCUGUUCUUCCGCGUGUCCGCCGAGAACCCGAUCGGAGCCGGCGCGCCGGCCGACACCGACCUGGUCUCGCUGAAAACGCACGCCACUCCGCCGUCCCCACCCACGGCCCCGCUCGAGAUGCGCUCCACGGGGCCCAACUCGCUGCUGGUGGAGUGGGGCAUUCCUGAGUCCGAUGGAGGUGCGCCGCUGGAGGGCUACGACGUGGCGAUCCGCGAUGCGCGCCGAACCAUGUGGAUUCAGGUCGGCAUGGUGGGUGCCGACGUCACACGACUCCAGAUCAAGGAGCUACACGAAGGACACGAGUAUUACGUGCGGAUCUUUGCCAAGAAUGAAGUGGGGAUCAGCGAUCCCCUCGAGAGUGAAGACGCAGUCAAAGUGGUCAGGCCGGCAGAUUACCUGGAAGCGGAGACGGUGGACGGCGUGGACUGGGACCGGACGCCCUCCCUCAGCGCCACCACGGAGACCUCCUCCUGGCUGCGGGAGGCCGGGAUGGACGCCGACAUCCACUCCUACAGCCGGCUGGCGCUGCUCCGGCGCGACGAGUACUUCUUCCGAAUCUGGUACUACUCGCAGGAGCUGUUCAAAUAAGCGGCCGACCGCCGCUCGCGCGCGCACCCACCGUCCCCCGUUCCGCGUGCUGAAUCAAAAUGUGUCGUGUCUGUGCGUUUGUACCUUUUAUGAGUAGCGACGACGUCCGGAGGAGGGAUGGUUCUCUGCCGGCUGACCCGAGCGGCCGGUGACCUGACCUGACCUGUGCCGGGUCGCGGCCGACUCUGCGCGGCGUGAGACCCGUGUGAUACGGUGUAGAGCUGGACGGCAGGAUCCGCGGUGUACAUAGUUCUUAUGGAGUGAUCCGCCGGUACGCAGUUGGAUUCUCAGGAGGAUGGUGACGACUUAGAAAUGGUGUUUGACCCGUCCUGCCCCGGCGGGACCCGUCGGCCGCUCCAGGCUGACCCCUACUCUCGUGACCGACGGGCUGACCCGCCCGGGGCGCCGGCGGCUGACCUCGCCUGACCUCUGACCUCGCCGGUCCAUCCAUCUGCUGCUUCCAUCGGGCCGGUGGGGUCAAGGCAGGGCGAGGCGGCUGCUGUCUUUGGGACGUGACCUGUGUGUGACCCCGCCUGACCUGACCGCGACUGGCCCUCUGCUGCAAUUCCAUCUGGUCAGUCGUAUCGGGGAGGGUGAGUUCACUGCUGUCACUGCGGGUGACCUCUGCGUGACCUCGUCUGACCUGACCUCGGUCGGCCCUCUGCUGCGUCCAUCCGACCGGCCGGGUCGGUAAGGGCGAGUGUCGGCGCUCUGAGGUCAUUGAGGCGUCUGAGGGCCCACGGGUAGCGGGCAGACGCCAGCGAGAGGCCAUGUUAUUUGUUAUGGAGAGGUGUGAGCUAAUGGAAUACAGUAGUAUCGGCAACA
This is a messenger RNA of Amphibalanus amphitrite, 45059 nucleotides long. Its product is annotated as titin-like. NCBI's taxonomy places the organism in Eukaryota, Metazoa, Arthropoda, Thecostraca, Balanomorpha, Balanidae. Bases 861 to 44234 code for a protein of 14457 amino acids. The transcript is spliced from 53 exons. The record is from RefSeq and is a predicted model, not a curated record. Gene Ontology annotation, molecular function: protein binding.